AUGCCGCCAAUCGAAUCGAAUUACAGUUUAGACGAGAAUGCGCAACUGAAGAGGAGGGUUCUGGAGGAGCAGGAGAAGGCACGCGCCGAGCAGAAACGAUUUAAGGCAAAGCUCCACGAUCUUAACGCUCGGAUCAAUGAUCUCACCGAUGCUGCAGCCUCGUCCGCAAUGCCGGUUGCCGACCAGCAAGAGCAGGCUAAAAAGAGUGUGAGGCCUGAAAUGGUAACAAGGGAAACCCAGACGGAAUCUGAACUGGAGGCAAUACUGGAGAAAACAAACACAAAGUAUCAGGAUGCUGUUCAGUUGCUGCGUUUCCGCUACAACCUCAUAAAAGAGCUGGAAGGGAAGGUCAGGCAAAACGAAAACAACGACACUUCGAAUAUCACCUCACUUACAGCUGGUCAAAACAGUGCGCUUAAGGCACAAUGUGAAGCACAGAAGAGGGAACUAGCUGUCAUCCGAAAUAAAUACGAGUCGGCGAAACGCGUAUUGGGAAUGCGGAAAGAUGAGAUGGAUAAAAUUCGAGCAAAACUAGCUCAAUAUGAAGCAGAUGAAUCAACUAAAUAGGUUUCUAUGUUGUCAUAUUUUUAGUGUACAGAUCUUUAAGGCGUUGGUUUUAAGUUAUCUUUUCUAUGUCAUUUACAAGCCUUUUGAAAGUCAUAUUUUAAACUUGUAGUUAGCCUUUUAAUGCGCGGGUAAAAACAUACAUUUAAAGCAAACAUAAUCUUAAUAAGCUUAGGUUGAACAUUUGCAUAAAUUGCCAAGUUUUUCAAUUGCCUUUCGGGUGUUUUCAAUUUAAACGUGUCUGUAUUAGUUGAUUUAUAAUAUAUAUUCCACGUGAACUCGUUCCCCAUAUUUUGAGAAAAACACAGAUUGUCUUCAUAACGCGGCUUUAUUGUAAUGUCAAUAAAUAUUUAUAUAACUUUCUAA
This is a messenger RNA of Drosophila gunungcola (fruit fly), 930 nucleotides long. Its product is annotated as centrosomal protein of 128 kDa-like. The coding region runs from base 1 to 567 and encodes 188 amino acids. NCBI's taxonomy places the organism in Eukaryota, Metazoa, Arthropoda, Insecta, Diptera, Drosophilidae. The record is from RefSeq and is a predicted model, not a curated record. The transcript has 3 exons.